Molecule: messenger RNA, 2307 nt
Organism: Lodderomyces orthopsilosis Co 90-125
Lineage: Eukaryota; Fungi; Ascomycota; Pichiomycetes; Serinales; Debaryomycetaceae
Gene: TCC1
Product: Tcc1p
Exons: 1
Coding region: 1-2307 (768 amino acids)
Biological process (GO): regulation of gene expression
Molecular function (GO): chromatin DNA binding; protein binding; RNA polymerase II cis-regulatory region sequence-specific DNA binding
Source: RefSeq, a predicted model, not a curated record
AUGGCGAAAAGAACAACUAGUGCACAUCCAUCGCCAAUGGUUAAGAAGCAAACAGUAUACAGCACAUACGAUACAGCGGCAAUUGAAACGUGGGUCAAAUGUGGUGAAUGUGCAAAUACGCUUGGCCUUACAGAAGUAGCCAUCAAAUCAUUUGAAAAUGCCGUACAUCGAGAUCCGUCAAAUGUUACUGCUCUUUGUGGACUAAGUCUAUCACUUCGGGUUAAUGAUAUCACUCAAAAUGAAACUUUUGGUUCCCAAUCAGCUAUAGAAAAACUCAAUGCUUCGAUUGAAAUGUUUCCCCAUCUUUUGAAAAAUCUGAAUAUUUUCAAAGAAUUAUCGGAAUGUUAUCUUCUUAUUGGAUUAAAUGAUCAAGCUCAUCAAGCUAUACAAUCAGCUAUACAAUUAUCUCCCCAAGAUGCUUCACUAUGGCUACUUAGUGCUCAGACGCUCAUUAGAGCAGGUGCAAGGAGUCAUGCUGCAAGCUCACUAUCUCAUUGUUUAUCUUUGUUACCAGCCAGUGAAUCGAAUUACUCAAGUCAAGAUAUUGAAACUGCUCGUGCUGCUCAUGCUGAGUUAGCAGCAAUUGCUGCAGCUGACGGUAAUAUUGAAACGUCGAUUGCCGAGCUAACAGCAACGCUAUCAUUACCUCCACCACCAUUAUCAAGAAUUGAUGAACAUAUUGCCCUUUGGUGUGCAUUAUCAACGGCAAAAGAACGUGCUAAUGAUAUAAUGGGAGCAAUUAAAGCGUGUGAAGAUGCUCAAUUAGCAGUUGGAGAUUCACCGCGAAUUUUAAUGACAAAUGCUUAUCUCCUAUUGCUUUUAAACCCUAAAGAAAAUGCUGAUGCAGCAAUUGCAAUUUUAAAUAAAAUAGUAAAUUUACCCGAAGAUGAGUCGUUGAUCAACGAGGGAACUGAUUUCUUACCUUGGUAUUUAUUAGGAAGAGCCCAUUCAUUUAUGGAUCGUCCAAGAUUAGCUUAUGAUUCAUAUCAAGUGGCAUUAAGAUGUGCUUCCAACUCACCAAUAACUUGGUUAGCAGUGGGUAAACUAUACCUUGAAUUGAAACAAUUGCCUGAUGCAUUAGCAGCAUAUUCACAAGCUUUAAAAUUACAAUUGGAUGAUGGAUCACAGGGCACUGCUACUGCAUGGGAUGGACUAAGUUGUGUUUAUGAACGAUGUGAUGAUCAUUUGAUGGAUGCUUCAGAUGCAUGUAAUCGAGCUGCUUUAUGUUACAAGGCUAUUGGAGAUUUGAAAAAUUACAAUUAUUUUGAAGCAAGGGCUGAUCAGUUGGCUAAAGCGGCAAAGAAUAGUGGUCCAAUACCAGAUUUAAGACAACCUCCUGAUGUACCUAGCUUUUUGUUGAGAGAUUUAGUGGCUUUAGCCCCAAAUGAGAGAAUAGCUUAUACUCAAACUCAAAGACAGUCACCCCAACAAGCGCCAGCGCAACCACAGCCACAGCCACAGACACAGCAACCACCAGUAAAGCAAGAACAGAACCAAUCGGUACACCAAACACCAUCAUUACAACAUCAACAACAACAACAACAGCAACCGCAAUAUGGACCACCAGCACCACUACAACAACAACAACAACCGCCACCACAGCAGCCACAACCGCCUCAGCAGCAACCACAAUAUGGACCACCAGCACCACCACAACCACAAUACCAACAAGUGCCACUGUAUCAUCCAUCUCCAUAUCAAGGAGCCCCAGUACCACACCCGCAAGCAACGCCUCAACCACAACACCAGCAACAUCUCCAACAACAGCCCACACAGCAACAGCAGCAGCAGCUACACCAACAUGGUCCACCACCUCCACAACAACCGCCAUCGCAACAACAAACUCCAUCACAACCACAAUAUCGUCAACCACAUUACUACUACCCACCACCCCAAUCACAACAAUACUAUUACGCUCCUCCACCACCGUCAUCUCAACAACAGCACCAACAACAAAGUCAACAACAACAACAGCAACAACAGCAACACUCACCACCACAGCUCUCACAUCCACAAAUGCUUCACGGUGGUGGUCCUCCACCAUUACCAGCAACAACAACAACUGGUGGCCCUCUUCCACCACCACCCCCAGGAACUCAAUACUCCAUGGUUCCUCCAACUCCAGGAAGUUUGCCACCACCACAAGCUACCAAUGGUGCACCUGUAUAUGGACCUGGUCAAGGUCAAGGUCAAGGUCAAGGUCCUGGUUAUGGACUGUAUUUGCCCAUACCUGGAAUCAGUAGCGGUGCUGGUGGCGCUAAUAGCAAUGGGCAACUGCAAUAUGCAUCGCCUAACUGGAGGAGGUAA